CUCACAGUGCAUGGAGCAUCAUCAUCAGCAGCAGCAUCAUCAACAGUAUCAUCAGCAGCAGCAUCAUCAACAGUAUCAGCAGCAGCAUCAACAGUAUCAUCAGCAGCAGCAUCAUCAACAGUAUCAGCAGCAGCAUCAACAGUAUCAUCAGCAGCAUCAUCAACAGUGUCAGCAGCAGCAGCAGCAUCAUCAACAGUAUAAUCAUCAGCAGCAGCAUCAUCAGCAGCAGCAUCAACACUAUCAGCAGCAGCAUCAACAAUAUCAGCAGCAGCAUCAACAGUAUCAUCAGCAGCAUCAACAAUAUCAGCAGCAGCGGCAUCAUCAGCAGCAUCAACAGUAUCAUCAGCAGCAUCAACAGUAUCAGCAGCAGCAGCGGCAUCAUCAGUAGCAUCACCACAGGUAUAAGGGACUUCAUUAUCAGCAGCAGCGACAUCACCGGUAUCACCAAUCUCUGCAGCAAUAGUAUCAGCAACAGAAGUAUCAGCGGGACGAUAGUCAUCAGCAGCAGCGGCUUUAGCAGCAGCAUCACUCGAGGUAUCAUCAUCAUCAGCAGCAGUAGCAGCACCGGUAUCACCAUCAGCAGUAGCAGCAGAAUCUGUAGCAGCACCAUCAUCAUCACCAGAAAUAUCAGUAACAUCAUCACCAUCAGCAGCUACAUAGUCAUCACAGGCAACAUCGAGUUUGUAUCAUCAUCAGCAGCAGCAACAUUAACAUCAGUUUGAACGACAAUCAACAUCAGCAUCAUUUGCGGUAACUUCAACAGCAGCCAUCAUCUUCGGCAGCAGCAGCAUCAUCAGCAGUAUCGUCGGCAGCAGCAUCAUCAUCAGCAGUAUCGUCGGCGGCAGCAGCAACAGCAGCAUCAUCAGCAGCUUCAGCAUCAGCGUGCAUGCCCUGCAGCAGGAAAACCAGGAAGCCAUGCCGGCGUGCCAGCGACCUCCGGCCAGCGCCUAAGUGCGGUGGCGGCGGCGGCUGCGUCGCGGCCGGAGCGGCCUUCCUGGUGCGGCACAAGUCCUGCCGCGACGUCCUCCUGAGGGGCCUCGGCUCCGCGGCCAGCGGGGCCAUGUCGGCGGUGCAGGCCGCGAAGGCCGACGCGGUCGUCUGCAAGGCGGCCUCCAUCGACGAGCUGCUCCACACCUGCAUCGGCGCGUUCGACGAAGCGGGCGAGCCCACAGGAGACAGCCCCGUGCCACGGAUGCUGCUGCUCAUGCAUCGCUGGUUCAUCUCGUCGGCCGACCUGGCAUGCAAGCUGCUCGAGCAGUAUAAGGAGGCGACGGGGCUCGAGGGAAGCCGGACGCGCCUGCGCAUCUGCCGCUUCGUGAGGUUCUGGAUCGAGGAGUUCCCGGCCGUGUUUAAUCUGGACGCUGGGCUGGCGCGACUCAUGGAGGAGUUCAAGGAGCUGGCCUGCACGCUGGGCCAGGAGGACCACUGCAGCCUCGUCGACAUCUCCGCCAUCCCAUCGUAUGAGUGGAUGCGCCGCGUGACGCAGCGCAGCAAGCUCUGCAAGAGCAAGCGGAAGGUGUCGCUGCUCUUCGACCACCUGGAGCCGGCGGAACUGGCGGAGCACCUCACCUACCUGGAGUUCAAGGCCUUCCGCCGCAUCUCCUUCACGGACUACCAGAGCUACGUGCUCAAGGGUUGCCUGGUGGACAACGCCACGCUGGAGCGCUCCAUCAGCCUCUUCAACGGCGUGUCCCAGUGGGUGCAGCUCAUGGUGCUGAGCAAGCCCACGGCGCAGCAGCGCGCCCAGGUCAUCGGCAAGUUCAUCCACGUGGCGCAGAAACUGCGGCACCUGCAGAAUUUCAACACGCUCAUGGCGGUGGUGGGGGGUCUCAGCCACAGCGCCAUCUCGCGCCUCAAGGACACCAACACCCUCCAGACGCCCGAGGUCAACAAGGUUUGGUACGAGAUGACCGAGCUGCUGGCCUCGACGGGGAACUACUGCAACUACCGGCGAGCAAUGUCGGAGAGCAAGGGCUUCAAGAUCCCCAUCCUGGGCGUGCACCUCAAGGACCUGAUCGCGCUGCACGCGGCGCUGCCCGACUGGCUGGGCAAGGGGCGCCUCAACCUCUUCAAGCUGCAGCAGCUGCACGCCACCUUCAGCGAGCUGGUGGCCCUGCAGAGUGCCCCGCCGCCCAUCGAGGCCAACAUGGACCUGGUGCACCUGCUCACGCUGUCCCUGGACCUGUACCACACGGAGGACGAGAUCUACGAGCUCUCCUUGAUGAGGGAACCGCGGAAUCCAAAAUCAACACCGCUGACGCCCUCGAAGCCGGUGGUGAUGGCCGAGUGGGCCUCCGGCGUGUCGCCCAAGCCCGACGCGGCCACCAUCAACAAGCACGUGCAGCGCGUCGUGGAGUCCGUCUUCAAGAACUACGACCACGACCGUGAUGGCUACAUCUCGCAGCAGGACUUCGAGCAGGUCGCGGCCAACUUCCCCUUCCUCGACUCGUUCUGCGUGCUCGACAAAGACCAGGACGGCCUUAUCAGCAAGGAGGAGAUGUCUGCCUACUUCCUGCGAGCCAACUCCAUCCUGACGCACAAGAUGGGCCAAGGCUUCGUGCACCGGUUCCAGGAGACCACCUACCUCAAGCCGACGUUCUGCGAGCACUGCGCGGGAUUCAUGUGGGGGCUCAUCAAACAAGGCUACAAAUGCAGAGACUGCGGCGUGAACUGCCACAAGCAGUGCCGCGAGCAGUUCGUGAGCGAGUGCAAGAAGCGCUCCAAGAGCUUGUCGUCGGAGAACUGUUCGCCCAACACCUACCGCUCGCUGCCAAGCACGCCCGGAGUCAGCAGCCCCGGCAACAUGAAGCAGCAGAGAAAACCGCAAACGGUCACCAGAGCCCGAUCCAACGAUGGUGGUUCGUGGAUGCAGAUCGAAGAGGCAUCAAACACCACCGCGGGUUUUCGAGUCUCAGUGUCUGACGGAGAGGUGUUCACCUUCUCGGCGGAGGACGUGCGCAGCGGCAACAGCGACGGUCGCUCCGUGGACGGCGUGGCCGGUGGCCUGAGUUCGAGUCCCGGUGUGGGCCCUGGCGCCCUGGCGCCCCUGUGCUUGCAGCGGGCGGCCGAGCGAUCCGGCGGCGGCGCGGGGGGGGCGGACGGCCAGGCGUGGAUGGAGGCGCGCGCGUGCUCGCGGUGGGGCGAGCACCCCUCCGGCCUGCACACCUUCCCCAAGAUGAAGCCCAAGCGCGCCGACGGGCACAAGUGGGGCAGCCGCCGGAGGGGGCAGCCGCUGGCGCUCGACGGGGCGGCGGUCACGGCGGCGCGAGCCGACAGCACGGAGGGCAGCAGCGGCAGCAGCAGCAGCGAGGGCAGCGUGGGGCUGGGCGGGGGGCAGCACUCGCCGGCGACGGAGCAGCAGAGCAAGCACCCAUCGGCGUGUCCGUGAGGGCUGUGUGUCAUUCAAAUGACGUGAACGCGGCGGAGUCGGCAGAGGUGCCUGGUGCGGCGCGCCAGGACCCCAACUUCCACGUCCAAUACGGCUCCCGGAAUGUUGCCGGUUCUGCCAUCGCCCGGUAACACCGGAGGCGGCUACUGUCGGCGAGCCACCGGCGCUGGCAAAUCCUUCACCGCGAACGGCUUCCCGUCCUGGCAAUUCCAUCUCGACUCGCCGCCGUCGACAAAACAAGAGGAGGGGUGGGGAGUGAAUCAAAGUGAGCGCCGGCCAGCAUUGGCGCAAGCCCGGAAUCAAACUAUAUCGGCCAACCGCCAGACAGAGCUGCGUAGAGAGAAGGCCGGCCGGCUGCCCUCCGGCUGCGGGCGAUCGACUCUGUGAAGGUCGAGCGCCUGAUUCAGAAGGGAACAGGGGGUCGCCGGCGGACCGGCCACCGGGCGUCCGUUGACGCAACGACAAAAAACAAAUGUAAUCAGGGAACGCGGCAUUCGCCGAAGAUGCCGCAGGAGCACCGAUUGAGAGCGGUCCGUGCUCCGGCAGAGUGGUGACUUCGAGCGGGGGCGUUGGGGUUUGUGUGCCAAAAAAUAAAAACCAACCAACAGCAUCGAAUCGCCCACAGUUUUGCGUCUCGCCGAUGCCCGAGUGCUCGGCCCGUAGGGGGGGAAAACACUCCCGAGCGUUUGUUGUGCAGCUUCCGCGCGACGCGAGCGGUCAUACCAAAGAAUCGAUAAGGACUCCGGGUUGGACGCUGGAACGGCCCGCCGCCGAGUCGCGGGGGUAUCUCUGUAAGUAAGCAAGCGAAGAGCACAUUUCGUCCCUGGCGGGGAGGCCUCCUGUACAUAGGGUGCGUCGUGUUACUUUACUGCGAUGUGUUUCCGCAACGUCAACUUGUGUUUGCUUGUUGUGCGCAGGAGCGUUUGUUUCCAAUUCAGCACAGAAACUGGUGUCUUCGUGUUAAAAGAACACAAUGUUCACGGCGUUAGUAAUUUCUUUUUGCGGUUUGAUCGCAAACAACGUUUGCGCUUGCGUUAUUUAUAUUGGGAGGUUGACUCACCUGGCGCGUUUACAGGAUUCUGUGCCUGCCACUGAGACGGCACCGGAGUCUUUCACGGUGUCCGGGUUGCGGCGCAUGCCGUUCGGCGCGACGUUUGACCUUUGGCCACGCGUGCCGGGAUGCGGGGAAGAGUAGAAGAAGCUUCGCCGAAGCAGGUGGAGAGAAAAUAUCAGACACCAUGCCGAACAACGCGCGGCAGAACCCGACGAUGCUAGAGAGCCGCAUGGCACGACUGUGGAAACCUCCGCGGUACUUCUAUGGUUCUGUCCACGUGCUGCCCGGGAGAGUUCCACGAACAGAGGUCGGAGAAAACGUGAGGAAUUGGGGGGCGACUGUGGGGCGGUGCCGAACACCGCCAACACAACAUCGUGAUCCCCGACAGCCGAGUGACAGCGACACGGGCCUCGGCCGAUCGAAGCCGUCGGGUUUUCCGAGAGCGUUGCGGUUUCAUGGAGCGGCGGCCUUUUGUGCGUGCGACGGAAGAUCCGUCGCACGCGAGCGGGUGCGUCCGGGGCGACCGUUGUGGAGGAAGCGGCGGUGGCGGCGUCGCUCGUCGGCUUCUGCCACAACCUCACCGCUCGUUGGUGACGGAGGGCAUUUUGACGCGAAAGUCAGUUUUGAUGGGUGGACCACCGCUGGAGCGAAUUAUGUUUUGCUUGAAUCUUUGUAUCGUUGUUCAAACAGUGUUCACAGUGGCAUUAGAGCGCUCGGAUUACUUUAAACUGCCGAUGGAGUGUGCCACACAGACCCACUUAACGUGCCAACGUUGAGUCAACGUUGGCGUGUGGUUACAACCGUUGGGCCGACGUUGGCCCACCGUUGCACGGUUGAUGGGAACACGUGUGUUCUGUUGGGUGAAUGCACGUUCGGUUCUGCGUUCGAGACGCGGAAAAUGUAUACGUUUACAGAUUGAACUUCCCCCUUUGUGGGUUCAGAAUGCGAGUGUUAGCUCCGAACAGGGCUUGCACACAGUCUGCAAAACGUUGUUUUGGGAGAACUGGAAUACAUUUUGAUAAAUUAAAUAUUUCUUUAAAAAAGUACUAAUUUUAUUUUAAUAAAAAAAGCAACACCUGAAGAACGGAGAGAGCGCUGACAUCGUCCGAGAGCACGGGGCCUCUACGAAGCCUUGCCCGGCUCCGUAGAGGCCGGACCUCGUCGCCUGUGCCGUGUGAAUUUUAAAGCCGGUAAAUUGGGUUGUGGGGGUGCUAAGCCCUGUUUAGCCGGAGAGCCGCCUCCACUGCCCCCCCCACCCCGCCAUCAUCGUCACCGCUCUGUGCAUGCGCUCGUGGCUGCGGAUAAGCUGCCGCGUUGCCUCGACUCAUCUCACCGAGCGCCACUGCGGUCGGCCGUCUCCGACGCGGAAGAACAAAACGGCUCCCAUAGAUUUACGACUUUGUUUUGAACGAAAGCACACAACGGACAAUUCAGGUAUCGGCUACAACGAAGAGCCAUUGUUGCAUAUACUGAUAUGUGGUGAAAACAAGCCUCAUGACCGUCACGACGGUGUGGAAGACCCAUCCGUCCAGCGGUCCAUUUAAAGAGGGUCUGUUAAAAAUAAUUUAUUUUUUCAACACGCUGGCGGGAAUAACCCCAGCAGCGUGUUUCGCUUGGGACAGAGGCGGCAUGGCGAGAGGAGUCUAAACCCUUCGUCUCGCUCAAAGUCCGCCGCCGCGCGAGGUCUGCCGGGGAAACUGCGGCGCAGUUUCUAGCGGGUCGAACCGCGCGAGCUCUCCGUGGCGUGCCUUCACGGAUCGCGACACGUGCCAUCCCGCACCACGUUUACGCUCGGCAAUGUCGGGCAUCGGGAAUGUCGGAUGUCACGCUGAACGAUGCCCGACGUUCCCGAGCGCAAAACGUCGGACGUCGCGCGCCGCGUGACGCCCGACGUUCCGAGCGGGGGCGUCGAGCGUUGCGCGCCCAACGACACGCGGCGCGGCACGACCGCGCAAAAAACGCCUCUUCGAUGGGACUGCCGGGAAGCUGUAGUUUGAAAGUGAACGAGCCAGCGAGCCGACUGUAGGUGCCGGCGGGACCGGCGGCUCUGCGCCGCCGUGCGUGACCUGUGGUUUUGUGGGGCAACGCGGGGUUCGUGCGGAACUCGCGACGAUGAUCAAAUUGACUCGUGACGACCGCACCAAGGAUACACCUGCAAAUGCCUUCUUUUUUUCGCUGCUGCUGCUGCUGCACGUUGGUGGGACACUCACGGCAACCGUUCAUAUGGUACUACUGAUGGCGCAUUGAGGCCGUGUGUUUUUUUUAAUUACAACAAUGUUGAAAUGUGUUCAUUGCAUAGAUUCUCAGACAACAACAGCAGCAGCAGCAGGCUCUCGGCGUAGUAGUAACCAAGCGCGCGUAGACGCCCGUGGAAGUGUUACACAGGGUGAUACAUUUAUAGAUGCCCCACCAAAACAAUACGGAGAAAUCAGUUUUUGCCGCAUGCAGGUGCCGAGGUGGACGAUUGCAUCGCAGGGAUUUGCGCGGCGUCAAGGUGGUGGAGGUAGUAGUGGCGGCGCCUUGGGGCAUGAGACUUUCGAUUUUAGCGGGCGGACAAAAGCCUCUACAACGUCCCCCACUAAUCCGACGGAACUCUCCCGAUGUCCGACAAUGGCCGGCCGACGUUGGACAUCAAGCGUUGAGGGGAGAGCAAGGGGGGGGGGGGGCGUUAGGAGCACAUUGGGGCAUCUAUCAGUGGAUCACCUUGUACUGUAGUAUUAAUUAACGACGUGUAGGCUGCCUUUGUGUUUGUACAUUCAGACUGCGGCGUGUGUGCGCGUGCGUGGCACGUGGCGCGGAGGAGUGGGUUGAGAGGUGUGGGUAAGUGCUGCGAACGGGAGGGGAGCAGUGGCCGUAGCGAAUUAAAUGUGCCCCCUCGCUUUUGCAAGUGAGGCAAUCCCAGGUCUCCCGAGAUCUCAACCUGGCUAAAAAAAACUAAACGGGGGCCCCUCCAACUCGAGGGCCCCCCCUCCCGCACAAUCGAUAGCCACGCCACUGCGGGAGAAGUGAAGGGAACUGAAGAGAGCUUCAUCGCGACUGCUGAAAUAUAAUAAUUUAAAUUUAGAAAUCGCCCUUAAACAGUCGUUCUCAGGGAUCAGAUGCCCACCUUGGGCAAAGCCCCCCCCCCCCCUCCCCCUCCUUUUAAAUGCCUAAUUGGCUGAAGAGGAAAUGUAGAAAUGUUAUUUGUCCAACAAAAAUCUGGUGAAAAAAACAAGCUGAUUUAGCAGCAGGACACAAACUGGGCUGUUGGAGUUCACUGGUGGCCGAUAAUGCGGAUCGGUGAUGGGAAACCAUGAGACGGGCAAUGGAAUGGCGGAGUCCGGGGUAGCUCCGAGACCCCAGAUGGGAACAACUGGACAGACGGAUGGACGAGUGGCUUUCUCAAUAUUCAGUCGUGCAUUACACACACACGAAAAACAAAGCGAUUGAACAAAAAGAGGAAUUCAGACUCGCCGCCGAUGAUGACGAUGAAGGUGAUGGAGGUGAUGGAGCGUCUCGAAGGACGCAGCGAAGGACGUUUACUGGGAAAUGUGCGACCACAACUCUGUGGUCAGUGCGGUGGAGAAGACGAGCAGAUUAUUUUCAUCUGACAUUUUAAAAUAAAAUAAAAACACACACCGCGUGCAGACAUCAUCGAAGCACUGGCGAAGAUGUUCCAAAAUCAUCGAAUCACCCCGGAAGAAGAGCUCAGGGAUGGUACAUCGUCAUUUAAUCACCAAAACAACCUUGGUUUUGGCGGAAUUGAAAACAAAGGAAUAUAUUUUGUGCUACAUUGUUUAGAUGGCAGGAGAGGUUUGGCUGAUGUCUGUAACAGUCCCACUGUGUCGGCAGGUCCCUCCAAUGAAUGUAUUUCCAAACAGAGACUGGAGCUAAGGGACAGUGCGUCCCGUCCAGAAAACAACAACAACAUCAGCAGCAAGUGUUUGAUCCUGGACUGUCAGGGUAAAAUGUGGGGUUUGGGAAAUCCUCUGUUCGGGCCUGUGCAGCCUUAAUUUUAUAGAAGUAGAUUUAUUUAUACACUGUAUACCUAGAAUGAUUGCUUGUGACCAGCAAUAUUUUUAAUAGAAUAAACUCUAUGAUAUGG
This is a messenger RNA of Lethenteron reissneri (Far Eastern brook lamprey), 8526 nucleotides long. RefSeq names its product ras guanyl-releasing protein 3-like. NCBI's taxonomy places the organism in Eukaryota, Metazoa, Chordata, Hyperoartia, Petromyzontiformes, Petromyzontidae. Gene Ontology annotation, molecular function: calcium ion binding; guanyl-nucleotide exchange factor activity. Gene Ontology annotation, biological process: Ras protein signal transduction. The record is from RefSeq and is a predicted model, not a curated record. Gene Ontology annotation, cellular component: plasma membrane.